Molecule: messenger RNA, 1723 nt
Organism: Hippocampus comes (tiger tail seahorse)
Lineage: Eukaryota; Metazoa; Chordata; Actinopteri; Syngnathiformes; Syngnathidae
Product: bone morphogenetic protein 7-like
Exons: 7
Coding region: 177-1463 (428 amino acids)
Biological process (GO): BMP signaling pathway
Cellular component (GO): extracellular region
Molecular function (GO): growth factor activity; cytokine activity
Source: RefSeq, a predicted model, not a curated record
GCUCCAAAAUUCCCAUAAGAAAGGAACUCACGGGACUGCAACGCACAGGAGAACACAAUGUUGCAUCAGAGUCUGAAAGAUAUGUCUGAGAUGAUUAUCGUGUACGAUUUUUGAUCCCGGGAUUAUUUGCCAAACGAUCGAUUACCUCAACUUUUUUUCGAAGCGCGCGUAACAAGAUGGUUCAGACUGCGACCUGCGCCUUGGGGACACUGAUUUUUUUCCUGACUGUGAAUUGUGGCGUCUUGUCCACGAAGAUGUCCUUCUCCAACUUCUCCGUGGACAACGAGGUGCGCUCCAGCUUCAUCCACGGCCGACUGAGGAGCCAGGAGCGCCGGGACAUGCAGCGGGAGAUCCUCUCCAUCCUCGGGCUGCCUCAUCGCCCGCGACCCGCGCACGUCGGCUCCAGGCUCAACGCUGCCCCGUUGUUCAUGCUGGACUUGUACAACACCGCCUCAACAGACGCACCGCGCACGAGAUAUUCCAGCUACGAUCCCCAUCUGGAGCCGCAGGCUCCCAACCCGGUCACCCCGCAGGACAAUCGCUUCCUGGAUGAUGCUGAUAUGGUCAUGAGUUUUCUCAAUCUCGUUGAUCGGGAUCAGGAACUUCUGUACCAGAAGCACCGAAGGGAAUUCAGAUUUGAUCUUUCCCGUAUUCCAGAGGGAGAGGCUGUCACGGCGGCAGAGUUGAGAAUUUUUAAGGACCUCGUACAGGAACGCCAUGAGAAUGAGACAUUCCGAAUUAACAUCUACCAGGUCUUGCAGGAGCUGGCGGACGGCAAAGUGGAUCUGUUGCUGGUGGACCAGCGAGAGGUGUGGGCCGCAGAGGAAGGCUGGCUCAUCUUUGACCUGACCGCCACCAGUAAUCUUUGGCUGGCCAACCCUGAUCACAACCUUGGCCUGCAACUGGUCCUGGAAGACAACCAUGGCUUUAGGAGGACCCCUCGACUGGCCGGGUUGUUCACUGGCAGCGGAGUCCAAGAGAAGCAAGCCUUUCUGGUCGCCUUCUUUAAAUCCAGCGAGGUUCGCUUUCGCCACAUCCGCUCGGCCCACGGCCACAGGGGGCGCCACUCCAACCGCUCCAAGCCGCACAAGACUGUCCAAGAUGCACUGAAGGCUGUCGAGGCCGCAACAGAUCUCGGCAUAUCGAAAGAUGGAUGUAAGAAACGCGAGCUGUAUGUCAGUUUCAGGGAUUUGGGAUGGCAGGACUGGAUCAUUGCACCAGAGGGCUACGCGGCGUACUACUGCGAGGGCGAGUGCGCCUUCCCACUCAAUUCCUACAUGAACGCCACAAACCACGCCAUUGUGCAAACUCUGGUGCACUUUAUCAACCCGGGAACGGUGCCCAAGCCCUGCUGCGCUCCCACGCAACUCCACGGCAUCUCCGUCCUCUACUUUGACGACAGCUCCAACGUCAUCCUAAAGAAGUACCGCAACAUGGUGGUCAGAGCCUGCGGCUGCCACUGACCGCUGCUCGUCCAUUAUACAGCAUGAGUUCAUUUAGGAGGGAUGUUUACAAAAAAAAAAAAAAAAAGGGGGAGGAAGCAAGAAAUGGUUUACUCUCUAUGUCAGGGAGGAGGCUUUUAUCUGUGGGACUGUAUUUAUGACCAGCAGCUGACCAUCGGUUACACAAAAAGGGGAUUUCAAACUGCUUAUUGGCAUGCAUUUCAGUGCAGCUCUGGAAGCCCCGCGACCAAAGUUUUGCCCAGUGAGACUGAGUAACGUGU